AUGGCUGCUAACAACACACGGCCCGGCCAUGAGAAGUGGCGGCGCGUGGUUGGUCUGCUGCUGCUGUUCACCACCGUUGUAUUAUGGACCGCUUCUAACUUUAUGGCCUCCACGCUGUUCGCCGACAACACCUACUCAAAGCCCUAUCUCGUCACUUACGUUAACACCGCCUGCUUUCUCAUUCCGCUAUUUCCCAUCGUCGUGCGCCGCCUAUACCUAAGCGGCUCCCUUAAGACGCCGAGAUACGCCCCUCUUUCCCAGGAACACGACGAUGGUACGAACACACAAGAGCACCUAGAUGACGCUACUUCACAAAAGGCUGCACCUACCAAGGAUGCUCAUGGCAUAAUCCCUCUCUCCCUUGGAGACACGGCUCGUCUGAGUCUGGAGUUCUGCAUGCUCUGGUUCCUGGCCAACUACUUUGUUGCUGCUUGUCUGGAACAUACUACCGUCGCCUCGUCUACUAUCCUCACGUCGACGAGCAGCAUCUUCACCCUACUCCUAGGAUGCGCCGUCGGCGUUGAGAUCUUCACCCUGCGCAAGCUGUUCGGAGUCCUAGCGUCCUUGCUCGGUGUCGUUCUGAUCUCCUCAGUCGACCUCUUUGGUGACAAUGACGAUGGCCGUGGCUUGUUCCCACACAAGUCUGCCCGUCAAGUCGCUCUGGGCGACGCCAUGGCUCUGCUUUCGGCAGUGCUGUACGGUGUCUAUGCCGUACUCAUGAAGAAGCGUAUCGGAGACGAGCGCAGAAUCAGCAUGCCUGUUUUCUUUGGCCUUGUGGGCCUUUUCAACCUUUUGCUACUCUGGCCCGGCUUCUUGAUCUUGCAUUACACUGGUAUCGAGCCUUUUGAGUUACCUCCUUCCUCGAGAGUCACGACGAUUAUCCUCGUCAACUCAAUCAGUUCGUUGCUUUCAGAUAUCGCUUGGGCAUAUGCAGUGCUACUGACUUCUCCCAUCGUCGUCACUGUCGGUCUCUCAACCACCAUCCCGCUAUCUCUGAUCGGCCAACUCCUCAUCAACAAUCAGACCUCGCCAGCCAUCUACUGGCUAGGCGCAUGUGUCGUCGUAUUAUCUUUCGUAUUCGUCAAUCACGAAGAAGCACAAGAUGAAGCGGCCCAAGACCAGAGGAUUCUAGAUCAAGCAUCAUCGAGUAGAGAACCACUACAUCGGGAGGAAGCAUGA
Molecule: messenger RNA, 1179 nt
Organism: Aureobasidium pullulans EXF-150
Lineage: Eukaryota; Fungi; Ascomycota; Dothideomycetes; Dothideales; Saccotheciaceae
Exons: 3
Coding region: 1-1179 (392 amino acids)
Biological process (GO): transmembrane transport; regulation of peptide transport
Cellular component (GO): membrane
Molecular function (GO): transmembrane transporter activity
Source: RefSeq, a predicted model, not a curated record